AUAAUGGCAUAGAAUGAAGUCAAGAAUACAACUCACCUGGUCCGCUCUGUUGAGUUACAUUUGACUGUGCAAACAUCAUCCGAUAGUGCUGUGGAGGAGAUUGGGGUUUCCGCCAUGUCUGAAAAUGCUUUCUCUGUGCUCUCCGACGAUAUCAUUCUCAACAUUUUCUACAAGCUCGAGGAUGAUCCUCGCUACUGGGCACGCCUCGCCUGCGUCUCUACCAAAUUCUCCUCUCUUAUCCGUAAUCUCUGCUGCAAAUCGAAGUGCUCUCAGGCGAUUCCCGCCGUCGUCUCCGAUCUUCUCUCUGCCGCCGCGGUCGCGGCGGCGGCAGCACCGCCUGGCGGUUGGGCGGCUCUCUACAAGCUGGCCUUCUGUUGCCCCGGCCUCCUCCACUCCGGCGUGCUCUUGGAGAAUUCGGAUUUCGGGCUCGAACGCGAGCUCGGACCCGAUGAGAUCUUCACGGAACCCGCCUUGGCUCAAUCUGGUGGAUCCGGAUCCCAAAAUCCGGCUUCUUCGGUGAAGGCGGAUCCGGAUUCUGAACAAUCCGAUUGCGGUUGGUCUUUGUUUGACGAUCUGAUGUUCGAUACCGUGUGCGAUGUCUCUGAAUCGUCACAAGCUCGGCCGCAUGUGAGCGAGGCGCAGCAAGCGAAACCGGCGACUCCGAGCGGCGAUUCCUGCGUUCUUAAGAAAAGAAAAAUCGCCGGAUCUAAGAGACGAAAAAUCGCCAGAUCUUGCUCUCAUUUGGCGACCGGUCCCUGGAAUUUGAGCCGCGAGCAGGGGAUUAAGCUUCUGGCGAGCCGAUUCAGAGAGGAUUGCCUGUACAUCUGCGAUUGGCCGGGCUGCCUUCACCUGGAGCAGAAGCGAAACUACAUGCUUUUCCGAGGAAUCUUCAAGAAUUUCAAGCAGUCUAGGGUUUGGAGGACAAUCAACGAUGGGAACAGGAAAAAGAUAGAUCUGAAUUGCGCAUUCUGCAAUUCCAAACAGACAUGGGACUUGCAUUCCGCUUUCUGCCUGAGAAGGUAUUUCGGGUUCCACGACGAUGGCGAGCCGGUUGUUCGUGCCUAUGUUUGCGAGAAUGGACAUGUUUCAGGUGCCUGGACUGACUGGUCCUUGUAUACUUGAAUCACCAUGGAUGCUUCUCUAAAACCUAUGAUACUUUCAAUAUAUUAUUAUUAUUAUUAUUAUUAGAGUUCAUAUCUUGUGAUCUAGUACCACCAUGGAUGCUGAAUUGUUGAUUCAUCAGCAAUUCCUGUUUCUGGUGAUGUGGUUUAUGUUCCUAUUUCAGCAUGUUUUCUUCUUGUUCUAUUCAAAUGUCUGGCUUAUUGAGUAUCAAUGGGUUUGCAAUGGUGAACAGCUAUCCAUGUUUAUAGCUCACCAAACCUGAUAUUAUUGAGGGCUUCAGGCUUGCACUUUUGUUGAUUUGGAUUGGAUUGGAUUGGAUUGGAUAGUUCAACUGUUCAAGUGCAAACACCCCCUUUGCAUUAUUAUAUUUCUUUAUAUUUCUUUA
Ipomoea triloba (trilobed morning glory) is the source of this 1507-nucleotide messenger RNA. Its product is annotated as phytochrome A-associated F-box protein. The record is from RefSeq and is a predicted model, not a curated record. Lineage: Eukaryota; Viridiplantae; Streptophyta; Magnoliopsida; Solanales; Convolvulaceae. Gene Ontology annotation, molecular function: protein binding. The transcript has a single exon. Bases 115 to 1122 code for a protein of 335 amino acids.